Dicentrarchus labrax (European seabass) is the source of this 1196-nucleotide messenger RNA. It is a transcript of the gene lrrc51, whose product is annotated as leucine rich repeat containing 51. The coding region runs from base 320 to 862 and encodes 180 amino acids. NCBI's taxonomy places the organism in Eukaryota, Metazoa, Chordata, Actinopteri, Moronidae. The transcript has 5 exons. Gene Ontology annotation, molecular function: protein binding. The record is from RefSeq and is a predicted model, not a curated record.
AGUAACGUUAGUUUAAUUAAUUACUGUUAGCCUGUGUUUAUUACGGCGACACAUUUACUCAAUAAAUGUUCAUAGAAACAUGGUAGAAACAUAUGGGCAAACGCAGUUUAAUCGUAAUCUUGAUAGACAAUAUAGUCUAACUACAAAUCCCAUGAUGUACCUGUUCGUUUCCUUGGAAACGGAUUGUUGUCUCUUCGACAGGUAACGUAAAUGUUAAGGCUACAGGAGUUUCUAAGUGACCUAAGUGAGGAGGUGUGUUGUUAUUACGCCCGUAUGCUUCAUUAGUUUGUUGGUGAGUGGAUCUGUUACAGGUGUGAAUAUGUGUGGAGCUCCAGUAGAUUUAUCUUUUAAACACAUCAGCAGUUUGACAGACGCAUGGAUAGAGGAACCAAGCAGCAGUUUGCGACCUUUAAAGAAAAAUUCGGAGAUGAAGUACCUAAGCCGCUCCUUGCGUCUCAAUAACAACAACAUUACUGACCUUAGUGACCUCCAGAAGCCUGUGAGCCACUUCCUGGCUGAGCCCUCACAGCUCGCCUGGCUGGAUCUCUCCUUUAAUGAAAUCUCACACAUAGAUCAGGUUUUGUGCGAGCUGCGUGAACUGCGCGUGCUGUAUCUUCACGGCAACAGCAUUUACAUUCUGUCAGAGGUGGACAGGCUGGGAGUGCUACCACAUCUACACACCAUCACUCUGCAUGGAAAUGUCAUAGAAACCAACAAGGCCUACAGGAAUCAUGUGAUUUCUGCUCUGCCUCGGUUAAAGACGAUGGACUUCAGUGCUGUGACACGCCAGGAGCGAGUCAUGGCAAAGAUUUGGCAUCACAGCAACAACUGCAACAGGAGCAGCAAGGAGACUAUCCGGUGACGGCUGCUUCAUCUCUGUAGGGGGGGGUUGAAAGCAUGGUUUUACCCAAAUGUUCUGUACUCCACAUCCACUGAAGGAAAACCUCUAAAAUGUUAUAUAAUACAUGUUGUAUAUUUAUCUGUGUAUCUGUGUUGAAACCUGCAUUGUUUUAAUGCUUCUGUUUUAUUUUAAUCUGCUGAAAUGAACAAUUUAUUUGUCUGGAAAAGAAGUUAACAUAAUAGUGAAGCAAACGUCACUGAAUGAUCCUUAGAUAUUGACAUACUGUACGUUGUUUGAAAUUGUGGGUUAUUGUUAGACUGUCUCUAUCGCAUUAAAGAACCAACUUCUUCCCAGA